AUGGUGAAUUCCAUGCUUGUGUCAUGGAUUCUGAAUACGAUUGAACCUAAUUUACGUUCAACCGUAACGUACACUGAGAUUGCACAGACACUCUGGGAGGACAUAAAGGAGCGAUUCUCUAUCGGUAAUGGACCACGUGUUAAACAACUCAAAUAUGAGCUGGCAAAUUGCAAACAAAGAGGAAUGAUAAUUCUAAAUUACUAUGGCAAACUCAAGAUGAUUUGGAAGGAAUUGGGAAAUUAUGAGCAAUAUCCCACUUGUCAAUGUGGAAAGUGCAGCUGCAACAUAAGCAGGGCAUGGGAUAAGAAGCGAGACGAAGAGAAACUUCAUCAGUUUUUUAUGGGGCUAGAUGACAUGGUCUAUGGAGGUGUGCGUUCGCAUAUACUGAGUACAGAACCCUUGCCAAGUUUGAAUCGAAACUAUGCUAUAGUAAUUCAAGAGGAGCAAGUUCAAAUCAUGACUAGAGCAAAGGAAGAGAAGACUGAAGUUGUGGCCUUCGCAGCCCAUGCACGGAAGAGGCAAAGCAAAGGCAGAGACAACAACGUAGUAUGUACUCACUGCAACAAGGCAGGUCACGAUACAGAGUCUUGUUUCCAACUAAUCAGCUACCCUGAAUGGUGGGGCGAUCGGCCGAAGAAUAAUGUUCGUGGAACAGGCCGAGGACGUGGUGGACAGAAACAAGGAGCAGGGGCAGGCGGAAAAGGAUGUGGUGGCCAAGUCAAGGCCAAUACAGCCAAAGCCUCUGCGCAAGGCAAUGCGUGUCAAGGAGAAUCAACUGAUACAGCCAAGACUGUGAUAAAUGGACUAAGUAGUGAGCAAUGGAACAAAUUACUCAACCUUCUGAACACACGGAAAGAUGGGAGUCAACGACUAAGUGGUAAGCAAAAACUGUCAGAAUGGAUAAUAAACACAGGGGCCUCUCAUCAUAUGACAGGAAGCCUCGAGUCAAUGAGAGACAUAAAGAAUGUCAUUCCGUGUUCUGUCGGGCUACCAGACGGGAAAGCGACAACAGCUGAGAAAGAAGGCACAGUUGCACUGGACGAUUAUCUAAAACUAACUAGUGUUUUAUAUGUGCCUAAUUUGAAUUGCAAUUUACUUUCUGUCUCGCAAUUGAUUGAGGAUUCGAAUUGUGUUGUCCAGUUCACUAAUAAAUUAUGUGUGAUACAUGACCGCACUACGAGGAUGCUGAUUGGAGCGGGUGAGCAGAGAGAGGGACUCUAUUAUUUCCAGAGCAUUACAUCAACAAGAGCAAUGAAGACUACAGAGAGCARAACGUGGGAUAUUUGGCAUCAAAGGUUAGGGCAUCAUUCUCAUAGAGCUGUUAAGUUGCUCCCUUUUAUUAGUACUAAGAAUAAUAAUGAUGACAGUAUUAAGGGUUGUGAUGCAUGA
Messenger RNA from Nelumbo nucifera (sacred lotus), 1389 nucleotides. RefSeq lists its product as uncharacterized. NCBI's taxonomy places the organism in Eukaryota, Viridiplantae, Streptophyta, Magnoliopsida, Proteales, Nelumbonaceae. The record is from RefSeq and is a predicted model, not a curated record.